AUGAUUCUGCUUGAAUUACCCAAGUUAACGAUAUUGCGAAUCAAUGAGUGUGAUCUUUUGAAACAUGUUUUCACAAGCUCCACACUUAAGAGCCUCAAGCAACUGGAAGAGUUGACAGUAGAAGAUUGUAAGACAAUGAAAGUAAUUGUCAAGGAAGAUGACUUGAAGGAAAAUGAAGAGCACACAACAUCUGAGGUUGUCGUCUUUCCCCAGCUAAAGUCGCUCACAUUAAUUGAUUUACCAAGUGUUGAAGGUUUCUUCUUGGGGAUGAAUGAGUUUCAAUGGCCACAGUUGGAAAAUGUUCAGAUCUUUGGCUGCCCACAAAUGAUGGUUUUUACAUCUGGUCAGUCAAUUACCCCAAAGCUCAACUACAUGCAUACUGGAUUGGGAAGACAUAGUCUUGAAUGUGGCCUCAACUUUCAGUUGACCAAUGAAUCAAAUGAGCUACUUCAAUACCCACGGUCAUUUUCAAACUUAGUUGAAGUAGAUACAAAGUUGUACCCCCAAUCGUUAGAGAGUCGCAUAUUUUUUCCACACAGCGAGUUGCAUAAACUUCAAAAUCUCGAAAAGCUCAACAUCAUUUCCUCCAGGUACUCUUCUCCGCAAAUCUUGAUCUUGACGGAGCAGGUAUUUGAAGAGACAAAUAAUAAUAGUAAUGAAGCACAAUCUGUUUUACUGUUUCCAAAGCUAAAAGAAGUGACAUUGGAAAGACUUCAAAGGGUGAAACAUAUAUGGAAAAGCAAUCGGAGGAUAGUUUUGAACUUUCCAAACCUUACAAAAGUGUCCAUUGAUAAUUGUCCACUUCUUGGAAAUGCUUUCACUAGUUGCAUGAUUGGCAGUCUAUCGCAGCUCCAAGAGCUACGCAUAAGUGAUUGCAAAAACAUGGAGGUAAUUGUCAAGCAAGUGGAAGAAGAUUCUGAUACUAGAGCAAAUGAGGUCGUUACGUUCCCUUGUCUAAAAUCUAUAGCACUUUUAUCGCUUGAAAAUCUCAAGGGAUUUUAUUUGGGAUUGGAGGGUUUUGAUUGGCCAUCUUUAGAUACUUUGAAAAUUAAAGGCUGUCCACAAAUAAUGGUUUUCACAAGUGGACAAUCGACUACUCGAGAGCUAAAGAUGAUAGACACAUCUUUUGGAUUGUGUUAUGCAACAGAAGAUCCAACCGGAUUGUGUUAUGCAACAGAAGAUCCAACCUCAUUUAUCAAGACCAAACAACAAGAGUUUAAUGGGACGAACCAGUUGGUGAAAUCAGGAAGAGAAACAAAGCAGUUUGGAAGUUAUCGGAUCAGUUUGAUCAUGUGUUUUCGGACAGGAGCAGGAGGUUUUGACGCGUGUGAUAUCUCAGACCCAAAGUUGAAUUUGGCGGGUGGCUCGUGA
This is a messenger RNA of Erigeron canadensis, 1371 nucleotides long. RefSeq lists its product as uncharacterized. The transcript is spliced from 4 exons. Lineage: Eukaryota; Viridiplantae; Streptophyta; Magnoliopsida; Asterales; Asteraceae. The record is from RefSeq and is a predicted model, not a curated record. Bases 1 to 1371 code for a protein of 456 amino acids.